AUGAAGAACCAAGUUCAUCGUGCGGAUCCAGCCGCUACCCCCACAACGUCUGACGAAGACCGAUAUCAUGCCUUGACUGGCGACCUGACAAAGUCAAUCAUCAACUCCGGCUUCGCCAACUGGGAUGCAUUCACAAAAGCGACCGGCCAACUCCUCGCAGACAUCAACGCCGCAGAGAAAAAGUACACUGCAGCACACCCAAAAUCGACAGACGAGAUUUCCAGGAUCAGGGAUCUUCAGCAACGAAUUCGCGAAAACAAGAACGACGCCCUCCAAAGCGUACGCAAUGGAAUCGACUUCCCUCCAACGCUACUUCAAGCUCAUCGCUUUGCUGCGUACUACAAGUCACCGGAAGCGUUUCUGGAAAGGAACAAGAACUUACGUGGAUUUGAAGAGUGCGCUAGGGACAGCAAGAAGAACCUUGCUUCCGCACUAAAGUUGGGUAUACGCAUGAAGAAUUUCGACAUUGCUACAUUGGAGAAGUUCACGAAGUUGUGCGAGGAGUACCAAGUUCUCAUUCCCGGUUUGAGUGGCUAG
Molecule: messenger RNA, 537 nt
Organism: Alternaria infectoria
Lineage: Eukaryota; Fungi; Ascomycota; Dothideomycetes; Pleosporales; Pleosporaceae
Exons: 3
Coding region: 1-537 (178 amino acids)
Source: RefSeq, a predicted model, not a curated record